Anopheles cruzii is the source of this 842-nucleotide messenger RNA. RefSeq names its product protein Vhl (gene Vhl). NCBI's taxonomy places the organism in Eukaryota, Metazoa, Arthropoda, Insecta, Diptera, Culicidae. Bases 154 to 636 code for a protein of 160 amino acids. The transcript has 2 exons. The record is from RefSeq and is a predicted model, not a curated record.
AGCGGACGGCCGUGGAAUGUAGAAUUGUUCAGUGCGGUUCAAGAAUCGAUUUUAUUCGUGUAUUACAAUAGUAUAAAAUGGUAGAAAACCGCUUUAAUACCGCUGGGAGCAGAUCCUACUCACGUUGAUGAAAAACGUUCACCGUCGCCGACGAUGGCGAUGGACCAGUCGGAACAUUCUGAAAUACAUUCUUCUACAUUAAAGUCGGAACAUUCUGAAAUACGAUCGUUCGUGAAGUUCGUCAACACCACGCUGCGGGCAGUGGAUGUGUUUUGGGUUAACUAUUCCGCCAAACUGAUUCAUUACACGACCCUGGAACCCACGGCCCAGUGCACGGUCAACACUUACGUUACGCACCCGUGGAUGUUCUUGGAUAAGGCGUCGGGCGAGCGGAUGCACGUGAGGCACAACCAUGUUUACAUGCCCGAACCGUGGUACACGAAUAUCGACGGCGAUGGCAGGUUGGCGAGAAAGGAGAUUACCAUCCAUUUUCCGGUGCGCACACUACGGGAGAAUUGCUUGUGGCGCAUCCUGACGAUGGCCCGCGAAGAGGAAACGCUGCGGGAACUAGAGAUUCCAAAAAUACUAGUGGAAGAGCUGAUACGACGGAGACGAAAUAAAGCGGCGCCCCGGUGAAGCCUAGUGACGGUUCCUUGGGCGGUUAUUUCUUUGAGAAAAAUGAUCCGUCAUCAGUUGAGCACGUUGAGCUUAAACACCAAAAGCGGCAGGGCGUUGAAAUAGUAGUUCCAUUUAUUUCUCAUUAAUCUAGGUAUUGCCUCAAGUACCCCGGAUUUAUGUUGAACUUGACAUAAACAUACUUCACUCUACAUUCAAACGGUUUA